AUGCAAAGCAUUUUUCGUCUGCCAUGGUGUACGGAUCCUUCAGGCGACGAUAAGGCCAUGUUUCCCAAAAUGCGCCAACCACCUGUGGUCGACAUGUCCCUGCUCAGCAAACUCAAGCGCAAGCGAGCUGAUAGCCCGACUUUCGAACCUCUGCCUACCUUUGAUCACUCGAAACGCAUCAAGUUCACUGACGCUGACACUGAGCUCCCUCUGCCCGGAAGACGACAGAUCGAUACUCAGGUCAACAUGAAGAUUCCAGAGCCCAAGUCACACGAAUCUGCUAACCACGGUCCUCAACGUUCGAUGUCAAAUGUUCCACUGCUUACUCCGGAUGUGUCAUUCGUCACAGUUGCGUCUGCUGCCAAGCCAGAACAGCUUUCGGAGACUGACGACAAGCCUGAAAUUGUCGAGGGUACGAACGAAUCACAGUUGCAAGACGUUCUCGAACAUCAGUUCAAUCUCGAAAUCUUACUCAAACAUCGCGAACUUCGACUCAUCGAGCAAGAGCUUGCCAAAUGCCAGACAGCACUCGAGCAAUUACGGAGAUGUGAGGUCAUCCCGUACCCUGGAGCUUCUGGUCUCUCUGAGUCUCUUUCUUCUGGCACUGGACCUGCUUUGAGGGCUCAAUCUGGAUUUACCCAACCACAAGCACCAGCUCCGUGGGGUGUCACUGACGGCCCGUACACUAGACACUAUGCGAAAUGGCUUCUCAACGACCCGACCUUCGACUCGUUGCCGUUCAGUCAUGUCGUGCCGGCAAUGGACAACUACGCAAUACAGCCUGAGGGCCGCUCUACUCGUAACAGUGGCGCAGGUAUUGGCAAGACUGGCAGAUCACGCUCUACACGCGAUUCGUUCGGUAAUCUCAACUCGGCAUUGCCCAACUACCCCGCUCAGUCCCGUGGUAAGCAGGGUCCCUUGGUCAUAAGAAGACUAGCCGACAACCUAUUCGUCAAGUUGGUCUGCAACAACUGUCAGCGAUGCGAUUUCUCUAGUGUCCAAGGAUUCUUGAACCACUGCCGUAUAGCGCACAAGGUCGAUUACAAGAGCCACGAAGCUGCGGCUUUGGAUUGCGGAAAGCCACUGGAGGAGGACGAGACCCAUCUGAUUCCUCAUGGAGCUCCCACAGCAACAUCCGGUGCACCAAAACCGCAGCAGGCUCCUAAACCCGCUAUAUCGCAAGCUAUGCCCCCUCCACCCGCUGGCUUCGUUCAUCCUCUGAAUGUGCAAGUCCUGCCGCGCUUUACGUGGAAAAGACAAGCGGACGAAGCAAGAGCAUCGGUUGCCCAACCACACCGUCGUCGCGCAGUUGCAAGCAAACCCAGUGCUACCCCUGCUGCAGCUUCUUUCCACGCCACCCCCUUGGUAGGAUCGUCGUUUGCGCCAUAUCUCUCUGCUCGGUUUGCGAAGUGUGGCCUUGGUGGAGACCUGCAACAGGCCACUACUCAAGCUCGUGAAAAAGUUGAUCUUGGUCCAGACCUCGCUGAAGACGAGCAAACAGUAUCGACAAGCAGCGAGAAGCCCAAGACGAAUGGCAUAUCAACAACCACCAUGGACAGAUCUAUGUGUAGGCCGGCACACCAAGGCUCGCAGGGUCACAAGGGCUGGUAUGCACCUAUCUCACGUCCCCGCCCUACGCCGAUCGUGGCCCGUCACGUUUCCGCAGACAUGAUGGACUCACCACCUACUCUGUCGCCCCACGCGGUGGACAGCAACCCGGGACUAGUAUCUGAUCAUGAAGACGACGAUGCGCCCUCGGACCUGGACGAUGUGCGUUCAGAGCGCCACGACUCCCCUGACGCAGUGAGCAGGCUUGGUGCUAUCAGGGAUCGAACGUGUGGAGAUGAGAUUGAUGUGGAUCUUGAAGUCGAUGUUGAGGAUGAGGCCAAUGGACACAGUGUGCUGAUCCGACCUCGAAGCCUGGGUCUGCAGAUGCGUUCGAGCGGUAGCCCCAGCAGGGCCAAGUAG
Messenger RNA from Aureobasidium namibiae CBS 147.97, 1968 nucleotides. RefSeq lists its product as uncharacterized. The record is from RefSeq and is a predicted model, not a curated record. Lineage: Eukaryota; Fungi; Ascomycota; Dothideomycetes; Dothideales; Saccotheciaceae. The transcript has a single exon. The coding region runs from base 1 to 1968 and encodes 655 amino acids.